This is a messenger RNA of Pimephales promelas (fathead minnow), 6133 nucleotides long. RefSeq names its product SPHK1 interactor, AKAP domain containing (gene sphkap). The record is from RefSeq and is a predicted model, not a curated record. Lineage: Eukaryota; Metazoa; Chordata; Actinopteri; Cypriniformes; Leuciscidae. Gene Ontology annotation, cellular component: cytoplasm; mitochondrion. Gene Ontology annotation, molecular function: protein kinase A binding.
GCGCAGCUCCCGCGCGCCACUAUAUUAACCAACAGCAGAGCGCUGCGCGAGCGCUGGAAAUUCCUCCGCUGCACUGACAGAUUCAGACUGUGAUGUGCUCGCGCUCGGGACAGGGGGACCGGCACGCGCUACAGUGCUUUGGCUUCGUGGCACUCAGGAUAUAGGAGUAUAAAGCUACCCUUAGUGCUCGUUUUUUAUGUUUUGUUGGAUGAGUGACAGAAGCUCAGCAGUGCCUUCUGAAAACAUUGGGUAAUUUCCAAUCAUCUGCCAUGUUUGAGGGGUCGGAGUCCGCGGACACACAGGAAGUCAAAUCUGACAGCACCCUUGGGUCCUCUGUCUCCGCCUGCAAAAAGGUUUUGUGCAGCAACAGUGUUCUGGAUUCGUCGGAGUACUGGCUGAAGAACGAUAAGGCGCUCUGCAGAAUUGGAUUCCUGGAGGACCAGAAUGAUGGCGGAUGCCCGACAAUCUGCUUUGUAAACCUGGACAGACAUCCCCCUGAUCGACAUGACGACAGCUACAUCAAGAAACUGGCCUCGGUGUGCCCAGAGCUGCCACGGUUAAUUGAGUCUCUCGGAGUGAGGCAACCCAAAGAAAAUGAGAUUCUGCUUCUCAGCAGCCUGGAGUCAUCGGACUCCUGCCAGCAUGACCCAAGCCACCCACAGAACCAGAGAACAGCGGAUAUCUGUCUGGUGCAUUGUUCCUGUGGGCGCCGCCCUAACCAAACGAACAGUGUCGUUUUUGAGAUCAACAAAUUCCUGAUUGGACUACAGUCAGGGCAAGAGAGGCAGAGACAUGGCCGAUUGGCUGGUCAGCGGGCUGCUGAAGAUGACACCAACCGCUCUGUUUCGUCCAUUGAAGAAGACUUUCUCACUGCCUCCGAGCAGCUUGGAGAAGACAGUGAGGACAGUGACCCAUUCAGAAAUGAUCCUGAGAUUUCUAUCAUGCCGGUUAAGUCGGUUAAGGUGUUAAGAGCUGCCCACGCUCAAAGAAGGAGUGAAAUGGAGAGAGAGGAUAGUGAGGACUCCGAGACCCUCUGUACCUCUUCCAACUCCCAAAAGCUUUCAAGAACAUAUUGCUCCCAUUCAAGAGGCUCACCCGCCACCCCAAAACAAGUCAAUCGUCACACCAAUGAGUCUGCUGGCCACUAUGCCACCAAUCUCGCUGAAUCAGUCCUGCAAGAUGCUUUUAUUCGUUUGUCACAAGACGAGCCUUCUUUUGUGGCGGAGGCAGCUGUGAGUGUGUCCACAACCUCAAGUGAUGCAAGUCAUCCCACUGAAGAGCCACAGAGGGCUCGAGCCUGCUCUUUUGAACUUCCUAAAAUCGUGAUUGUCCAGAGUCCUGACAACAGUGAGGAGGUAACAGAGUGGCCGGAUGAACAGUCGCAUGUGACAUCAGAGCAUGAUGGUGUAAACAUAGCCAGAACGAAACCCCCCACUAAGCCAGUGGAAAUAGCUUUGGCAUGUGCUGCAAGUGUCAUCGGUACCAUUACCGCCCCUCAGGUCACAGAACAACUCACGCUGGAGUCAGGAGAAGAAGAUGAGCGUGAGGAUGAUGAUGAUGAUGAUGAUGAUGACGAAGAAGGGAGUGAAACCGAACAAGGGGAGUAUUCAUUUUCCUCUGCAGUAUGUGGGAUGUCUCAGGUCGCUGGAGCCGUAGCCGCGGUAGAUCUAGCGGAUGACUCUGGGGAUAAUGAAGACUUGACAGACAUGUAUUCUGCCUCUCUGGGACUUCUGUCAGUUGCCCAAGCUUCAACUGCAAUACCUCUCCACUGUAGCAUUGCAGAGGGCACCAGCGUUGAGGCUUUCAGAGCCAAUGUGGCUGAAGUUCUCCUCAGGGAAGCUUCAGCUGUACUCACCCACAGACAAAGUUAUUCAAGCGUUGCAAAUUUCCUUGAGACCACCCAUAACAAGAUAGUGGACGGCAUCACAAGACCAAGAAGGCCCUAUCAUGAGCAACAGGACGUGGAUAACUUUACCCAGGAAAUAUCAGGCAUUAUAUUCCAGAAUGCCCUUGAGAAGGCUGAGAAGAGAAAAGAGCUUGAGGGUCCUGGAAAAGAUGCCCCAAACAUUGAGGGUUUCCUCUUGGAUUGUGUGAAUAAUUUGCUCUUUGACGUCCUGUGUGUAACAUCAAGGAAAAUCAAGGAAAUUUCUAAAUGUGACAGGCAAGAAGGCAGUGUCAGCUUUAGGGAAUAUGAGGCUGAUACCAAGUCUGGGAGGGAAGCAUUGAGCCAAUUACAGCGUUUGAUUGAGCCAAGCCAGGCUUAUAAUCACGACGAGAGGCGAGGAAGUGUGGAGCAGUCUGGCCUCAUUGGGAAACGAGAGAGAGAGCAAAAGCACAUACAGGAGGACAGAGAAAAGGAGCCCAAACUGAAAGAACCCUACAGACUUGCUCUGAACAGAGUGACUGCCGCUAUAGUCAAAGAACAAUCUGACCUGGGCAGAAGUGACAAGACAACAGACUCUGCGCUCCCUUCAGCUGAGAGCUCACCACUUCACAUGGCACGAGGGAGGGCGGGAGGAGAGAGCGAGAUCAGACAGCAGUCCGUAUCACCUUCUUCCGGGACACUUGUGGCACUUAAAAUGGAUUCGGGUGAGUUCAAAACUCCCGUCACUUGCUUUGCGGAAGACUUGGCUACCACAGUAGUCUCCAUGGCUACAGAGCUGGCAGCGAUAUGCCUGGAGAACUCGAGCGGAAAGCAGCCAUGGUUCUGCGCUUUGAAGGGUGGCUUGGAAGGUCCAGAGGGACUGCUCCUGCCCUGCCGCACAGCGGCGGCACUGCGGCGAAAGGAGAUCCAAAAUGGCACCGCAGUCACCAAGAAACACAGACCUCCACGUCUCAGUGAAAUCAAACGUAAGACCGAAGAACAGCCUGAACUUAUGGAGCGCCUGGUCAACCGUGUCGUGGAUGAAACCGUCAAUCUAGAUGAACCCACAACUUCUGAUCCAUUCGCACUCUUUGCGUCAGAGGUCACAGCCAGGAUAUUGAACUGCCCAGAAUUAAGUGUGGUGGACACUUCCAAAUCUGGCCAGUCAUCUCGCAGUCGCAGCAUUUCUCUGCAGUGUGAGAAAUGGAGCAGCAGGGGGAAGGCGUCCAGCUACGAGAGCAUUCCAGAGGAGGACGGAGAUCCCUCCGGGAUGCUAAACACUUUGGGACCAGGUAACAGGCUUGGGCAUAAUUUGAGUCGAGGUAGCUCUAUCUCCAAGCAGUCCAGCUGUGAGAGCAUUACGGAUGAGUUCUCUCGGUUCAUGGUGAACCAGAUGGAGACCGAGGGUCGAGGGUUUGACCUUCUGCUGGACUACUAUGCUGGGAAAAACGCCAGCAGCAUCCUUGCAGCAGCUGUUCAGCAAGCUGCCAGUAAAAAGAACGGACACCUCAAUGUGCGGACGUCGUCUUGUCUCUCUAAACAGUCCAGCACUGAGAGUAUCACCGAGGAGUUUUAUCGCUUCAUGCUGAAAGACAUGGACAAGGAGAACAAGGACUACAGUCUGACCAAGACCAAAGAGUGGAGUAAUAGCCUAUUACCCCCGUCCCCCAGAACCCCCUUUUGUAUCCGUCAGUCUUCUGUCCCUGACAGGCGGUCCUCAGACUCCAGACUAACUGUAAACUCACCCAUCAAGGCUAACUCAUUCGACGGUUUCGCUCGAAAUGUCCACGGAGACUCACUCAACAUCUAUCCAACCAACUCUGUGUCAUCAACGGGACUCUGCAAGUCUGAUUCUUGCUUGUAUAAGCGCGGCCAAACGGACCAAAUCACAGACAUGCUGAUUCACGAAACCUGGUCCAGCUCUAUUGAGUCUCUAAUGCGCAAGAAUAAGAUAAUUGCGGAGCCCUCGGAGGACAGUUUGGAUCUCGAUUCUGCCGACUCGCAGCCACAUGUGCAGCUCUUUGCCAAUCGUCUAGCGGCAGACAUUGUAGAGAGUGGGAAAUCCUUGCUUGGAGGCCAACAGGACAUAACCGUGGCUGCUUGUCAGCCUCAAAUUCCAGUUGGAGAAAGAAGACAUGGCUUUAAACACUCUCGUCGUGAAAAUGGUGGAAACCGGCCAAGCUUGGAGCGUCAGGAAAAUAGCUGUAGCUCCCACAGUUCCUCCUGUGUGCGGCAAGCGUGGCGAGGACAAAGGGAGGUACCCUUGAUUCACAUUGAACCAGAUCAAAGAGAAGAGGCCUCGGGAGACAAGGGCAAGGUUGGGCCUCAUCAGAUCCAGCUACAAAGUGGUAGAGAGAGUGAGACAGCGACCAAAAACAGUGACAAAGACAGAGCCUCCUCAGUGGCCUCUGCUGGUGUGGAGGUGGAGCGACGCUCUCUCAGCGCUAGCAGUGAGGAAAGUGGCUCAGGCAGCUGGGCCCAGAUUGCCCCUGAAGACGACCCUCAGGAGGAGACCACCAGUAGCUUUAUCCAGCUAAGCGAGGGAAAUGGAAACAGCAGCGCCUCUAGUCUGGGAUUUGCAGACCUGGAGGGCUUUCUAGACUUCUCCAUCUCCAGCAACCUAAUCAGUGAGGAGAGAGAUAGGAAGGCAUCGCACUGUCAAGAUCAGGCGGAUGAAGCGACAUCGGGUUUGUCCACAGCCGGCAGCAGCUGUCAGAGGGAGCUUCUGGUGCUGAACUUUGACCUGGAACCAGAGUGUGUGGAUGGAGAGCUAAGAGCAGCGCUUCAGUGGAUCGCUGCGUCUGAGCUCGGCGUGCCGGCGCUUUACUUCAGAAAGACUCAGGAGCACAACCUCGCUAAGUUCCACAGAGUGGUGCAGUUGGCAGGUCAGAAGGCUUGGCGUGUUGGUGACUUGUUCAGCGCUGUGGCUCAGUUCUGUCAGCUCCACCAGGACCUGGAGCAGAGAGGACGGCCGGUGCCCAGCCUGUUUGACUGGAUAUUGAAGACCAAGCGCUAGAGCGCCACCCAUCUACAGGCCAGAAGUUGAAGACGCCACAUAUACACGUUUAAAGUCUGGAGUCAGUGUGAAAACACCAACAAACAUCCCAUUUGAGCCGCCAACUCACCCUCAGCGCCACCAACUAAAAAAAUACGCCUCUUAGAUUCAACAGACCAAUCCAAAACACCACCAUCAGAACAUUUUUCUAGAGCUCAGCUGCGAAACUCUCUGUUUAUCACAAGUUAGCAAGGUUUACAAGAUGCCCACACACAUUCAUGGCUCUCAAUCCCACAAUUCUUAGCAUGAGACCUCCUAAGUAGCGAAUUUGCCACCUCUAAUCACCAGCACAUCCCACAUCUUACAGCCGACACAAACUUUUAUUCCGAUACCUCCAUCGCUGUCACACUUGCAUAUGUCCUUGCUAGAUAACAGGAAUUCUGGGAGUUACUGUAGGAAGAAAAUGCCUUGUCCAUAAAUAUGUGCUAGAGAUGCUCAUUCGCACAUCACAUAGAUUGUGGUUUGAGGAUUUUUCCCUUUAAAUUAAGCAUGUUCCUGUCUUUACGCGCACGCAACGUUAGAUCCACCGGCUAGCGCUGGUUAGAGGAACACAGUUCAAACCAACCAAUCAGCCUUGACGUUUUGUAGCUUGCAGAUUUUUACUGUACGACAAACCCGUUUCAAAUGCACAACGUGACUUUUUACCAAGAAAAAUAGACAAGCGAGCUGUGGCGAUUUUAAGGGAUUUAAAAACAUUUCAAUGUUUGUAUUUAAAGUGAAAUAUAGUGAGAUCUCAUUCCAAACUUACUUUGUUGUUUUAAGUUUACAUCGACGAACACGUUCAGUCCUUUUAUUGUACCUCUGAGACUGAAUUCUAUGUUUAGUUUUUUUGUGACUACUGUUAUUUAAGAGAUUUUAUUUUGGUUAGAUGUAAAUAGUCUAGAUUGUGAGCUAUUGUACCUUCGGGCUGCAAAUGGAAAUUUACGUUUUCGGUUUUACGAUUGCAAAGACAGGCAGACGGACAGGAUUACAGCACCAAUACUGUAAACAUUUUGAGGAUAAACAUAAAAGAGUAUAUUUAAAGUGCAAGUACAGUUCUGUCACGUAAAAGUUGACGUGUAAAUGUGAAAUCUGGUGGCAUUUUGGUUUUCUCCGCAUAGUAACAUAAUAGUAACGUGUUUUAAUGUCGGCGUUGAAGGCACACAACUGUAUCCAGUCUGUCACGGUAUACCUGAAUGUAUUUAUCUUUUCAAAAUAAAAUUUGCGUAGAGUGA